CGUCACGUCUUUCGUAGUUGAAAUUUUCACAAUUUCGCAUUGAUUUUCAUUCCUUUUCUCUCUUCCGUUUUUUUACAUUAAUAUAAUAAAGACAAAACAUCAUUAGAAAUACAAAAAUCCAAUUUGCAUCAGCAAAAAUUAAAAACAAUAUUGUGAUAGGCUAAAAGUUACUCCUAAGCGUAAAUAACUUAAAUUUUGUUUUGUAGAAUAGUGAACAGUGAACUUUGCUCCUCGUAUUUUUUUGUUAAAUGUGGUGUAAAGGCAUUUUCCAAUAAGUCCUUUAUCCGUAGUAAGCAGUAUAGAUAACAUACGGAGUGUGGACUUUGAUUGUGUAUAUAUAAUUGUACAUCUACGAAUAGCCUGUGAGGUACAAGGUAUCUCAGUGAUAUUAUAACGUGAAUAAAUUCAACAUGGGUAACAAAUCAUCUCUAUUGUUGCGUGAGGAAGAAAUCGCUCAGAUUCAGGAAGAAACUGGUUUUACUCCAAACCAGAUAGAAAGGCUGUAUUCUCGAUUCACAUCACUAGACAAGAAUGACUGCGGCACUCUAUCCAGGGAAGAUUUCUUAAGGAUACCGGAGUUAGCUAUCAAUCCACUGAGUGAGCGUAUUGUCCACUCCUUCUUUGCGGAGAGCCAUGAUGACCGAGUGAACUUCUUGCAGUUCAUGAGAGUGCUCGCACACUUUAGGCCAAUCAGGAAGAAUAGAGAGAAUAAGCUCAAUAGCAGAGAUGAGAAGUUGAGAUUUGCAUUUUCAAUGUAUGACUUGGACAAUGAUGGUAAAAUCUCAAGGGAUGAAUUAUUGGCCAUACUGCACAUGAUGGUUGGAGCUAAUAUCAGUGAAGAACAAUUGACCAGCAUUGCGGAACGCACAAUCUUGGAAGCGGACACCAACAACGACCAGAUGAUAUGCUUCGAGGAAUUCUGCCACGCCCUGGAACGGACAGAUGUCGAGCAGAAGAUGUCCAUCCGUUUCCUCAACUGACCUCCACACUCCUGAACCGACAACAUUAAGUACAUACUAAUGUUUAUAUUAGCCAUUAUCAUAUAUGGGCUAUUUAACAAGAAAUGAAUUAUGUAUGUAUAUGAGUUACUUCAAGUGUUUUGGAGAAUUAGUUCUUAAAUUGGGUUAGAUUAGGUCUAUUUUAGUGUAUUGUUUUAGGCAAAACUGUGUGAUAAAAUGUAUUUAUUGAUUUACAUCACAUGAUAGGUGUAACGAAAAUUAUGAUAAAAUGAGAAAUGAAAAGAAAACUAAACACAGAAAAAGAAAAAUGGUGGAUGUUCAUUACUAAAGAUCAUGUUGAGAUGUAGCGAGCUAUGUAAUUGAACGCAAUUAUAUUUAUGUUUUAGUUUCAUGUGAUUGAUUUAGUAUUGGCAAUGACUUGUGAUAAAAUAGCGAUGAAUUUAAUCAUAAAGAUCCUAUAUUGUAAGAGUUAAAAAAAAACUAGCUGUCUUUCAUAGGCUAUCGUAAUAAAAAUAAACAUAUUUUGGGCAUACAUUUUUUUUAGCUAACAAAUGUAUAAUGUAUAUGUUGAGUAAUUCUGUACUUCUAGACUUUGUUUUAUCUAAAAAAAAUAAUAACUCAAUACUUUUAGAAAAUUAGAGGUUGAUAGAUUUAUUUGACAUAUAAUCGGCACAUCUAGCAUUAGACUAGAUUCAUGGAGGUACAGUUAGCAGAGGUAUUUGGUAUGCAGGUAAUAGGUAGACAAUUCUUUACAAAGAAAACAUUUUCUAAAAGGCAAAUCUUUUGUACAAGCCAAGAAUAGAGACAGCUACUGUCUCUGUAUGUACUGAAUCAAUCUUUAUUUUCUUAUCUGUAUACCAAAUAACUUGGCUGAUUGUACUUUCUUUUCUGUUAAAGCAUUUAUUCUAAUUGAAUAGACUUGGUAACCGCACCACAGUAUAGCAAAUCCCUCGUUUGUAGUAGAGGCCCAUAGUUCAGUUGUGGACUCUCACGUCCAGGCCAGCUGUACACGGACCGCUCGAGCAUUACCGUUAGUAUGAGUUUACGAUUAAAGUAAUCAAAACGAGAGCGCGUUCGGCGCUCUAAUUGGUGGGUUUAUUGGAGCCCCCAAUCAGAGCGCUGAACGUGCUCUUGAUUUGAUUACCUUACAGGUAAAGCAUACUCGUACUAAGGGUACAAUUAACAGCACGAUGGAAUUUCAUCAUGCAGUUGAAGGCUUACGGCAGCAAAUGAAUGACUAUACUUCACCGCAGUCGAUCCCAACUGCUCGAAGCAAUCUGUGUACGGCUGGCCUUAACUAUAUUCGCACAUAUAGAAGUUCAAAUAUAACAGCAUUUAACUUGUUGAAACUUGUUAUUCAAUAGAUAGAAAAAUAUAUAGAGAAAUAACAAUUGUUUAGUCUCAGUAAUGUGUAGUACAUAGCUGUUGAUGCUAGUUUUUGUCUACACAAUAAAAUGUAUUGUUUGUUUUUUCUUAUUAAUUUUGUUCCGUUCCAAAGCCGUUUCAAUAAAUUAUGUUAAUUAUUUUGCUUAUAAUGGCUACGAAGCUGUAUGUAUAAAAUGAUAAUUUAUUUUACUUAACUUGAUUUAAAUGUUUUAUGUAUUUAUUUCAUGUUCUAGUUGAUGUUUAGAAGUUAGGAAUAAAUAUUUUUUGUACAACAA
Molecule: messenger RNA, 2620 nt
Organism: Spodoptera frugiperda (fall armyworm)
Lineage: Eukaryota; Metazoa; Arthropoda; Insecta; Lepidoptera; Noctuidae
Gene: elm
Product: calcineurin B homologous protein 1
Exons: 4
Coding region: 411-980 (189 amino acids)
Molecular function (GO): calcium ion binding
Source: RefSeq, a predicted model, not a curated record